This is a messenger RNA of Racocetra persica, 524 nucleotides long. NCBI's taxonomy places the organism in Eukaryota, Fungi, Glomeromycota, Glomeromycetes, Diversisporales, Gigasporaceae. The record is from the annotation of a GenBank genome assembly.
GCGCAACCUUCCUUAAAGUAAAUAAAAUAACUAAAAUUGAGGAAGCCCCGGAUGGUGACAAACUUUUAGAAUUUAAUGCUAAUUGUCCUCAAUAUCCUGAAACAAGCACUGUCGAGUCUUCUGUGUUUCAUAUUGGUAAAUAUGUGUCCAAUCUGCUUGGGUCGGCAAUGGAUACUGCCAUAAAAGAUUUUAUCGAAUGUGACUUGAUUUAUAUUAAACCAGAAAUAAUUUCAGUAUUUCCUUCAAAAAAUAAUAUAGACGCAACUAAUAGUUCGGCACCAGAUCCAGACAGGGGAUUAUCUCUUAGAUCAAGCACUUUGAUAUCAAUGGGACAAAGGUCGCUGUCAAAACUCAAUUUAGGGGGUAAGAAUGGAAAUCCACGUCAAGCUAUUGGAAAAAAUGAUGUAUUGCUAGGAAAUAGGUUUUUUAUCCGAAGAGAACUUUCUUUUUACAUCAGAGCACCUUUUAAUAAUGAAUGGAUAUGUAUUGAUCCGGAACUUUCUCGCCCGAUAAAUCUAAAAACA